AUGUCGGACUGGAAGGUCCUAAAGGAUAAGGAUGGCAACGCCAUCAAGUGGCAAUUCCUUGAGGAAUUGCAUAAAUUACAAGAGUCAGAGGGCUUACAUCUUGCCAAUAAGGUCCGGUCCACUCAUAUCAAAUGGAAGCCACAGAAAAUGAAGGUAAACCUAGCAGCACAGGCACUCAGUUCGAGUGUUGCAGAUGCCUUGGAGUACUGUGAAGCUGAAAUUGCCACAAUUUCAAGGAUGUGGUCCAACAGUACAAUGUAUUCGUGUUUUUGUUCAUCUUUUUGAUGUUCUGAAUUCCAGGAAUCCGUUGGCGAGAAAUUUCAAGGCACCAAUUAGAAGAUCAAACUAUCAGUACACAAAGAGGUUUCUAGAUGAGGCAAGUGAGUACAUUCGAAAUCUGAAAGGUCCAGACGGUCGGUCGAUCCUUACAUCAAAAAGGAAAACAGGAUUUCUUGGUUUCCUUUUGUGCAUUCAUGCUGUUGUGGGAUUAGCAGAAGAUCUCGUUAAUGCGGAGAAUCCUGUCCUGAAGUAUCUCCUGAUGUACAAGAUGAGCCAAGAUCACUUGGAAUGAUUCUUUUUAGCUGUGCGAGCUUGUGGUGGGUGGAAUAAUAAUCCAACAACUUGCCAAUUCGUAGCAGCAUACAAGCAACUGCUGAUGAGGCACAACAUCAAAGGAGGAUGUGGAAACUGCACUCCUCAAGAUGAUACGGAGAUAUUGAACAGUGUCCAGGAUCAACAUGAAAUCAACUCCGUACCUACUGGAAUUUCUGAUAUGGCAAUUGCAAGGAGAUAUGACUUGGAGAUGAGACAGCGAGCUGCAGAUGAUCACGACUACUGUGAUGUUUCGAACGCCAUGGAACUGAGUACAAAGAGGCGGCCAUAUCGUAUAUCUCUGGGUAUGUGGUGAAGAUGGUGGAGAAAAAGAUCCACUGUCCGCAAUGUCUAACAGCGUUGACAACGAACAAAGAAAGCAUUCCAGAUUUAUUCAUAACAUGGAAAAUGACUGGAGGCGUGAAACUGCCAUCACUCGGCCUUAUCAAAAUAUGCGAGGAAACAGAGAAGUGUGUAAUGAGAAUGCUAAAUGUAAAUGGAGGUGGUUUACCACAUAGCGCUGGACUUUCAAGUGCGAUUGCUAUGACAGUGUUAUCAGUCUGUGUUGAAAGCAAGGUCUUGAUUCUACUCCAGGAAACAACCCUGUUUUUAAAUUGAUUAAAUGCUGCUGCCAGAGUUACGUGACGAUCCGAAUGCACCAUUUGAGCAAGACGAGAAAUGUGGGAAUGCACAAGAAGAUAGUACGUAAACAGUUUUCGAAGCUUGUGCUAUUCAAACACCAGUAGUUUUCAGCCUGGGCACAACUGUGCUUUCGAGGUAGUUGCCCGUACCUAUUAAUACAAUGUCAACGAUUAGUUCAAUUAAGCUGAUGACUCGUAGUGAUGUUCUGCAUGUCUCUGAGAACUGUAAAUUUCUAUUUCAAAAGCAAUCUUGAAUUGCUUAACUUGUUCAGACGGUUACGUUAUGACAAUGUUGACAGUAUGAUUAUACAUAAUGUGAUAUGUAGUGUAAAUAUGCUGUUUUUUUGUCUCAUAUGAACAUUUAGUAAAUUGUACAUAUUUUAAUAGGUCAGUCGAAAAACGACAACAACAGCCAUGUUGAUUUUAAAAGGUAUUCCAUGCUUAUAUUUCAGUCAAUUGUUUGUUAUUUUACAGGGGCAAAACUACCAGGGACAUGUCACAUCCCAGUCUCUAUUUUGUCAGGCAAAUUUUGAAAACAUUUGAGUGUCUCGGAUUGAAAAGUAAUAGUUGCAGUAAAUUUUGAUAAAUAUUACUGAAACAUUUUACCUUUGGCCAUACCCUUUUGGUCGGACAAAAUAUGUUUCCCCCUUCCACCCCUCCCCAAAUAUCGAAGUUUCGCCUCUGGUUAUUUAGAAGCCAUCAACUAUUGAGGUGUCAUAUAUGUACUUUUUUAUUUAGGAAAAUGCCAUAAUUGUGGCCAGAAAGGCCACAAAUUGAUAGAUUGCAUAAAAUGUAUGUGUUUUAAUUCCUAUUAUUUUUUCAAAAAAUUUAAUGCAAAGACUAAUCCUACCUCAUAAAACAUAUGGGCUAUAACAGGGCAGUCAUUAUAGUGUGGUCAGUAGGCAGUUGCUAGUUUCUAUAUUACAAAUGCUUGUUAAAUUAGAGAUACAAUAGUAAAUUUUAUUCCUUUUCCUCUGUUUACAACUUACAAUCAUGAUCAAGCAAGUAAGUUUAGAAAAUGUUAUGAUUUUUGUAUUGUAAUAAUUGACUCAAUUGAAUUCAGAAUCUAUGAAUCUGUCUUGUAGGAAGAAGAUGUUAUCAAUGUGGUAAGCCGGACCACAUUGCAAGGCAAUGCAGGAAAAGAGAGAGUUCGGGCCUGGCUUGCGUACCAUAUAUAAUCACCUUGUAGAAUGACAAGGCAAGUUGAUGAUCUUACAGAUAAAGUUGAAAAUCUACAGAAGAAAUUGAGAAUAGACCAGCAGAAAACAAGGAGGAGGAAUAAGAAGGUUAGCACGUUGACUGCAGUGGUAAGUGAAUUGAGAGAAAAAAAUCUAAUCAAUAGUGAUUGUGCGACUAUUCUAGAAUCAACUUUUUCUGGAGUUCCAAAGGAACUAAUGAAGAGGUUGGUGACACAAAAGAAAAAGAAAAAUCUCGGGGUGUAUCCACCUGAGCUAAGGUCAUUUGCCCUGACCUUGAAAUUUUAUUCAACUAAAGCGUAUAACUAUGUGCGAAUAAAGUUUUGAUUUAGGGCUGCCACAUGUAAACGUGAUUCGGCCAUGGUAUAGUUCCACGAAUGGCGACCCAGGUUUUACAAAGGACGCACUGACAGCAUUGAAAGCCAAAGUUAUAGCUGCAAAAAGAGAUAACCACGAAGUUGUUUGUGCACUAAUGCUUGAUGAAAUGGCCAUACGCAAGCAUGUUGAAUGGGACGGCAAGCAGUUUCGCAGUUAUGUUGAUCUUGGCACAGGCAUCAAUGAUGACUCUCUGGCCGAAGCAACAGAUGCUCUUGUUUUUAUGGCAGGCUCGGUGAACUCCGAUUGGAAAGUACCAUGCGGAUAUUUUCUAGUAAGGGUCUUACUGGAGAGGAGAAAGCCAACUUAA
Molecule: messenger RNA, 3113 nt
Organism: Paramuricea clavata
Lineage: Eukaryota; Metazoa; Cnidaria; Anthozoa; Malacalcyonacea; Plexauridae
Source: the annotation of a GenBank genome assembly